Molecule: messenger RNA, 1411 nt
Organism: Hevea brasiliensis (rubber tree)
Lineage: Eukaryota; Viridiplantae; Streptophyta; Magnoliopsida; Malpighiales; Euphorbiaceae
Exons: 4
Coding region: 66-1214 (382 amino acids)
Molecular function (GO): RNA binding
Source: RefSeq, a predicted model, not a curated record
CCCAUUUUGAUUUUUGACUUGUGUAGCUUUUUUUCUUUUGCUACCUCCCUCUUCCUCCUACUGGCAUGGCAGUAGCUGUGUUUCGUAGCUUGAGAAAGGCUUCUUCACUUGUUAAGCCACCAUCACCUUCCAACCCCUUCGUUCUCAGGCCAAUUUUUCAUACCUCGGAAUCAAUUUUCUUUCCAUCUAGACACGUAAUUUCACUGAAUCUGCCAAAACCAUGCUGGGUGUUUAGAAAUUUGAGCCAUGGUACUGUAAACCUGGUGUUGUCAGAGGGGAAAGUCAAGUUUGAAACGCACAAGGUUGAUCCUCCAAAGAAGGAGAAAUGGCAGACGAAGAAGAGGCUGAAAAUGCAGAGAAUGAGAGAGAAGCAAAAGCGAAAAGAGGCUAAUAAGAGGGACCCGCGUAGGCUUACUGUCAAGAGGAAGAAGAAGCAGAAAUUUGCUAAUGCUGAAGAAAGAAUCAAGUACAAACUUGAGAGGGCCAAAAUCAAGGAAGCCUUACUGAUUGAAAGACUUAAGCGGUAUGAAGUUCCUAAAAUUCAGGGUCCUGAGGUCAAACCACAUGAUCUGAGUGGUGAGGAACGAUUUUUUAUCAAAAAGAUGGCCCAAAAAAAAUCCAAUUACGUGCCAGUUGGCAGAAGAGGAAUAUUUGGAGGCGUCAUUCUUAAUAUGCAUAUGCAUUGGAAGAAGCAUGAAACCGUAAAGGUUAUUUGCAAGAAUAGCAAACCUGGCCAAGUACAGGAAUAUGCUCAGGAAAUUGCCAGGUUGAGUGGUGGGAUCCCCAUACAGCUUAUUGAAGAUGACACCAUUAUAUUUUAUCGAGGGAAGAACUAUGUGCAGCCAGAAGUCAUGUCGCCAAUAGAUACAUUGUCCAAAAAAAGGGCAUUGGAAAAAUCCAAGUGUGAGCAGUCGCUCGAGUCCGUGAGGCAUUUCAUAGCCAUUGCAGAAAAGGAAUUAGAGCUGUAUUAUAGGCACAUUGCACUUUAUGGUGAUCCAAAUAAUAGGAAUCCCCUUUCCAUCUUGGACAGUCCAGCUAGGGAAUCUCAGAAACCGAAAAAAGAAAGCGAUGGUUUGUCUUCUGAUGGAUUUUCUCCAGGUGUUUCAGACACCCAAGUUGAUUCUAUUGAUAAAGAACACUCAGAAAUUGAAGAUGAUUACUUAUCCACAAAUGAAUCAGAUUCUUUAGGUAGCACAAGUGACUGGAAUGAUUAAGAAAGAGGAGAUAUCUCCUUGAUGACAGAAAUGAGUUCCUCCACAAGGUUAGGUGCAUCACCUAAAUUUGACCAUGAAAAUCAAGAUUAUUUAAGAGGGAAUGAACUGUAGAAGUGAAUAUCUCUCUAAUUCAUAAAGUCAUUUCCCCUUCUCAACUUCCUUUAAUACAGGUUAUCAUAGCCUGGUUUCAUCCUCCA